AUGGAAGUUGGCAAAAUACUACUCGUACUAGCCAUAACAAUGACUUUCUCUAUCACUCUCACAACGAACAUCUUUGAUAAGUCAACCACAGUGACAGAGACAAAGAUCAAGGCAAAAACAACACUACCCUUAAUUGAGAAGAAAGAAGAAGCUGCAACAGCAUCGACAACAUUGUUACCAUCGAGACCUCUAAGCCGAUUCCUAGCAGAGAAGGAAAAAAACCCUAGAUCGGCGAGCCAUUGCAACAAGAACAAGAAGAUGUGCGAGACAAUGUAUGGAAAAGGGUGGCAAUGUUGCAACAACAAGUGCGUGGACUUGAGGAAUGACAAGCACAAUUGCGGUGGAUGCAAGAAGAAAUGCAAGUACACGGCGGAGUGUUGUGGAGGACAAUGCGUUGAUGUGGCCUAUGACAAGCGCCAUUGCGGCAGUUGCAAUAACCGUUGCCAACGCGGUAAAUUUUGUGUAUACGGCAUGUGUGAGUAUGCAUGA
Cucurbita pepo subsp. pepo (vegetable marrow) is the source of this 489-nucleotide messenger RNA. Its product is annotated as stigma-specific STIG1-like protein 1. NCBI's taxonomy places the organism in Eukaryota, Viridiplantae, Streptophyta, Magnoliopsida, Cucurbitales, Cucurbitaceae. The record is from RefSeq and is a predicted model, not a curated record.